AUGAGUCGAGAGAAAGCCGACGCCUUGGGACUCAGCUCCAAGAUCCAGGCGAUCGUGCGAGGCUUCGGUGACGCCGAACAGGAACCGCGGUCGUUCACCACAUCGCCAGCGUUGGCUAUCCCGAAAGCUCUCGCGAACGCUGGGGUGAAGCACGAUGCUGUCGACUUUUUCGAGAUAAACGAAGCCUUUUCAGUUGUUGCAUGUGCCAACACGAAGCUACUGAAGCUGGACGGAGCCAAGGUCAACGUGUAUGGAGGUGCUGUGGCUAUUGGACAUCCGCUGGGCUGCUCGGGGGCGCGCAUCAUCGUGACGCUGUGCUCGGUGUUGCAUCAGGAAGGCGGCCGAAUUGGUUGUGCUGCUGUGUGCAAUGGAGGCGGUGGAGCCUCAGCGUUAGUCAUCGAGAAGGCUUGA
Molecule: messenger RNA, 411 nt
Organism: Phytophthora infestans T30-4
Lineage: Eukaryota; Oomycota; Peronosporomycetes; Peronosporales; Peronosporaceae
Product: acetyl-CoA acetyltransferase IB
Exons: 2
Coding region: 1-411 (136 amino acids)
Biological process (GO): fatty acid beta-oxidation; ergosterol biosynthetic process
Molecular function (GO): acetyl-CoA C-acetyltransferase activity
Source: RefSeq, a predicted model, not a curated record